UAAAUUAUGUCAAAAUAAGGAAUACAGAAAACAGUCGGGGAAUACAGAGAAGGAUGCCUAUAGGGCCGAGCGCGUGGACAGAAAAUGGGAAAACGUUUGGAAUGUGGGGAUGUCGAUGGAAGGUCUGUGUAGUUGAACAAGUUGAAGUGGAAAAGUUUGAGCAAACUUGUAGCGUUUUUCUCCGUGCAUGGAUGCUAUUCGGCAGAGGACAACAUGCUGUAAGGUCAGAAUGCAGAGCUGCUCUCUUGCCCAGUUACUCUUUAAUUCAGUCGUCUAGAUUAAAACCAAGACGAGCAAGUCUAUUUUAGUCUUUAUAAAACCCCUGCCAGAAAGUAUAAUGUGGUAGUUUUCAGUGGGGAUAGACAAUACACCGCAAAUAUGUAUUAUCAAUGACAUAAAGGUGCGGAGAAACUAAUACCAGAAGGACAUGAACAAUGGCAGAAAGAGAAAAGGAGAGGAAGAAUGUGUAUCGAAGCGUCUCUUUUAAAAAGUUAGAAUGUUGGAGCGCCAACAAAAGUCUGGAAGGUCAACAAAACAAAUCAAAGGAUUUGGAGGCUCGCGUCGCCCUUCCCCCUCCAUCUACGGUAGAGUCUGCAGCCGAGAAUGUGCAGCCCUCGGCGACGCGUAAUGUUAGUGUGUCAAGAAAAGUUUCCAAAAUCUCUGCAGCCAGCCACCCGACCGCAGAUCUAAAGAAAGGCUCCACUCCUCUCUCCACGAUUUCUCCCUCCAUUCGCCAGCUCUCAGAGAAAUUCAGCAGCACUAACUCGGCUCGGAGGACACACGGAGCCCCGAGAACUGGUAAUGAAGUGAACAAGAGAAGCACAACCUUGCCGCGGGUCAGAAGUAGCAGGAUAGACGUCUCUCCUGCUCGCAAAUCAUUUCAUGAGCACAGUGGACAUUUACCAGCCAUAGACGCAGAUUUAUCAGAGUCUCAAACUGACAAAGUCCAGGAGCAAAAGUUUUAUUCUGGGACUGACUCUGUGUCCGGAUCGGAUUCGGAGAAGGGCCAAAGAUGGAUUUGUUCUCGGGAAUCUACAGACGGCGGCGGAUCUGGUAAGAGAGAUUAUUCUCAAAUCGGCGUCUCUCUUUCUGAUAACUCUAAUACGACUUUGGUUGCUGCGGAAGACGUUUUUGCCAGUGGGGCUCCAGCUUGUAAAUCACACAGGAGUUAUUACACGGCGCAUCAUGGAGAUCUCCCAGUUAAUGUUGACCUAACUAACUGGCCCAGUGUUACAAAGAUUCGAGAAAUUUUCGGGGAGAGGCUGAGAAAACAUCACAGGUCAACUUCUGACGCGGUAGACCUCAAAACUGUCGGUGCGCACAAUCAAUCCGCCAGUUCUAAAGAAAGCGCCUCUCUUUCAGAUAGGAGUGACAAACAGUCUCCCUACAGUUCUGCGACAGAAACGAGCCUUCCCUUCUCCGAGAGGGGCAGGCACGGUGCAAUUAGUAGACAGCGCAGAGACAAUCGAGAGGAAAGAGAGGGCAAGGAGAGGGAAGAUGGGAGAAACCAGGGAACUGACUCUUCUUUAAAACCUGACCAGCUGUGCUUGUUUGAGGCACAAUUCGAAGCUGAUAAUAGCAUUGAGAAAGUCAUUCUUAGCGUGACCCAGGUGUCACAAAUAGCAAGAGCCCAAAGUCCAAACAGUGGGGGAGAUAGUGGGAGAGAUACCUGGACGCCAAGUUUGACCUCUGACCCUAACCUCAAACCUCCUGCCCCCUCCACCAGUGCCCCCAUCAUACCUACAAGUAGCAGCUCGGUGCGCCAAGUCCUCUCCUCCCGCGCUGCCCACCCCUCACCUCCCUCCUCUUCUCCCCAGCAGCAGCAGCAAAGGGAGAGACAGAGGGAGAGACAGGGGGCCUGGCUGCCCAGGGAGAGUUUACAUUCCUCACAUAGCUCUUCCAGAGCACUUGCCCCUUCUUCUCCAGAUACAGUAGAGACCAGCUCUCACAGGGCCUCCGCCAGGCCAGCCACCAGCCCUCGCUGGAAGUUCAGCUCAGGAGACGACGAGGAGGAGGAGCAGAACCCCCGAGGGGGAAGAGUAGGAGGUAGGAGUGUCUCUCAUUUGUUUAGAGGAGCAGAAAGAGGCGGAGGUUACUUCUCUCGUGGUAAGAAUGGCUGGUGGGGGAGCAAGACUCUGGGCAGGUCUUCAGGCAGCGAGGAGGACAGCCCAGCCUCUCUAGGACCCCCCGGGCGAGACGCGGUGAGGCGGCGCUCUUUGAGGAAGAAAAAGAAGACAAGUGGGGCCACCUCAGCGAGCAGUCGAGAUGAUGGAGAACUGUAUGAUAGCGACAGCGACGAGCAAACACAUGUGAUGAUGGAGAAUCUGGAGAGACACCAUCAGCAGAACAUCACCGCCGCAGGAGAAUUUGUUGGAACCGUCCGUAACCAGGGAAGAGAACCCGAAUGGUCUAGAGCCCGUCCAGCAGGUGCCCAGUCAGAGUACAACAAGAUGGGGGCGGGGCUCGAGGGUAACAGGCGCCACUACGUUAGCACAGAGGGCACUGUGACAUCAUCACCAGUAGCAAGCCUACCUGGGGUGUCACGGGUGUCAAAGGUGAACAUUUCCUCAUUUAUUGCCAGCCCUGGUGGUUCGCAUUGCAGCAGCCGGUACUCAAGCACUGAGACUCUGAAGGAGGAGGACCAGGCUAGCUAUGCUAGCAGAGCAGCUAAUGCUAGCAGAGCCUCAGCUAGCCCUACUGCUGCCUCCUCCUCCAUGCUGAGUAAGACCUACCAUGGUAACUUCACAAUGUAUCGGUCACCCAGCUUCGGACAUGGGGAUAACUUCUCCCGUGCUCCCCUCAGGGUACGCCCCCAAAUCGUACCCCCUGUAAGCCCCUCCCACUGGAUGGAUGGAGAUGUGACAGGGGAUGUUGCUAAGGCGGAGACUAGAGUUUUGCGACGGUCGUUAGGGGGUGAUGGAAUAAAAGACAGGAACAGGAUGUCCAUGUCCAAUCCAGAUAUUGCCUCAGAGACCAUGACACUACUCAGCUUCCUGAAGACCGACCUAUCAGAACUCAGGGUGCGUAAGCCAGAUCGGUCAGGGGCGGGAACAGGGGGGAUUGAGGGGUCAACCUCGGUAUACAGGAUGGGGUCAAGAGGUCAUGCAACCCUUCCGUCUGGACUUCGGCCGUCUCUGAAGGACCUCACCGCAACACUUCGUCGGGCCAAAUCCUUCACCUACUCCAACAAGCCCUUGGAUCGGCGACAUUCGUCCAGCAUAACAGCCCAGAGGAGCUCGUCAGAACAGCAGCUGGACGGGGAAAGCGGUGGAGGGAGGGUUUCUGUGUCUGACAGAGAGGUGGAGAGUGAUGGGGGAGACUGCAGAGUAGGACGAGCAAGGGGUUAUGGGUAUGAGGAAGUGAUGCCCACACCCUUGCAGGACAGGUAUGUUCAGGAGGCCAGGCAGGUCAUUAGAGACAUCUGUCAGAUGAGUGCUCUUGAAGACGACGACGAUGAAGACGACAAUGUGCUAGGGAGAGAGAUCAAAGCAGAUAAGUGUUUUAGAAGGAAAGAAGAGGGGAAGAAAGAGGGAGGAUGUGUGAAAAAGGAAGAGAGAGGAGACCGAGAGGGUGAUAUUUAUUCUGACGUUGCCCCCCUCUCCGUAGAGAUGGAAAGAAAAAGGGGUGGAGAGAUGAAGGAGGUCGAGAGGGCCCUACUGAAAGGUGACUCAGAGGAAAACGUGUUCUAUGACAGGUCUGUGGAUGAGUUGUCAGGUCAUGAAUCCAGUUUGACAGACGAGGGUAUCGUCACAGAACCUGAAAUGGGACCAAGUGACGCCGAACGGUCAUUUGUGGGGGCAUCUGGAGCUAAUUUGGGGUCAAUAAUAACCAGAGACGUCCUAGGUCAGCCUCUUACAGUCUGGAAGCAGUCAGCUCUUCAAGAAGGGGAGAUUUUGACUGCAAAUGAGGGUGGAAGAGAAAAACAGGACGAUCCGUCAUGUUCUAGCUUCAAGAACGCACUUCCUCCUCUUCCUACCCUUCGAGUAGAGAGUGACACCAUUGCAACAGAGUGUACCAACUCCAUCACUAGCUGCAACAGCACUAGUGAAGGGAACAGUGUAUUCCAGGGGCCCACAGCACAGGACACUCCUCCCACCCCCAGUGCCAUCCGCCGUCGCCGAAAGUUCUCGUCAGCCGGCAACACUUGCUCUGACUCCAGUAAUGGCAGCAUCGGGGAGUCAGCAAGUGCUAACAGCGAUUCUACCGUUUACCGUUCCCUCAGUGACCCCAUGCCUCACCGGCGAUGCUCUGUGUCGGAGGAAGGAAAUAACACUUUCUCCUCCGUGGACAGUAACCUCCUUGGCUCUCUCUCGCUCUCCUCCAAAGGAGGAGUCGGAGGAGGAAACAUCCCAGAAUCCUCCUCAGCCGCCAACUUGUCGGAGUGUACAGCCAGUGCCGCCAGCGACCUGUCAGUGUGCAGCGAUGGUGGUCUCCGAGAUGACUGUCUCCGUGAAGACAGUGGUGUUCGUGACUACAGUGGGGUGAUCAGGAGUAUAGUCUCUGAACCUGGAGCAAUGGAUCGACUGAUGACAGACGAGCACAAUAAUGGGAAAGCACCGAAGAAGAAGUCCUUCAGUGACCCAAGUCGUCGCAGCGAUGCCCCAUUACUCUCCUAUACUGACCAUGAGUUUAAAGGACAGCAUCAUCCCAAUGAGCCAAUCAGCGAGCUGGAUCAGCUUGGCCAGAUCCCACCCUCCAGUAGUGAGCCAAUCCUGAGCGAGCAGAGAGAUGAGCUGUGGGAGUUGGGGGAAGAACGGCGACAUCCAUCCCAUCAUUAUUACUAUGGAAAUCAGAAUGAAAGCAGGAAACCUCGUUCCCUAUCAGAAUGUGUGCUACCCUCCAGUUGCCAUGGUAAUGAAGUUGGUGGAGGCGGGGAGGGAGAGCAAUAUAAGUUUGACCCCAAGCUAGCUGAAGUCCUGUCUCCCAGAAUGGGUCGGCGGUCUUCCAAAAAACGCCCGGCACGGAUUAGCCAUACCUCCUCAGAGGUCCAGAACCCGUCAGAACCAUGUAUAGAUAAUGAAGCUCAAGAAAGGGACCAGGAUCUGGACCCAGCCAGCAUCCCUCCUCUCCCUCCUCUCCAACCCCCUAAACAUAAAACCAGAUCCAAACAUGUUCGACACGCCAGUGAACCAGCAACCUUUAUCCCCAUCUCUCCGCCACCGCGACCGCGAACACCUCAAGGGGGCCCGUCGUCCCCUCUACCCCCACCAGAGCCCUCAGGACUUGGUAAGCCAGGAGGCGAGGUGGCUCCUUCCCUGGAAGAUGUUACCAAGCAAUACAUUCUGACUCUGAAUGCUCCUGAGGGGGAGAUGGAAAAUGCUGGGCCUGGUGCUAGGGAUGGUGUUGGUGCUGGGAUUGGGCCAGGAACUGGUGCUGGAAUUGAGCCUGUGCCAGGAGCUGGAAUUGGGCAUGUGUCUGGAUCUGGUGCUGGGUCUGGGUCUAGCUAUGGGUCCGCAGUGGUACCAGAUGGAUCGGCCUUGGUUCCUACUACACCGACUGAGACCAAGGAACCCAAACUCCAGAGGAAGAGCAGUGAAGAGUCCCCAACCCCAGCACCUCAGAGAACCAAACCUCGAGUGGACAUGAGGAGACAUGUCGUGAUGACCCUCCUGGACACUGAGCAGUCGUACGUGGAGUCCCUGCGGACACUCAUCCAGGGGUACAUGAGGCCCCUGAAGCAGCCUGACAGUGGAUCCCUGGUAGAUCCCUCUCUGGUGGAUGAGAUGUUCUACCAGAUCCCUGAGAUCCUGGAGCACCACGAGCACUUCCUGGAACAGGUCUCUGGAUGCGUCAGCCAAUGGCACGACAGACAGACCGUGGGCCACAUCCUCAUUCAAUCAUUCUCCAAAGAGAUUCUGGCAAAUAUUUAUUCAGCAUACAUCGACAACUUUCUAAACGCCAAAGACGCUGUGAGAAUUGCUAAGGAGGCCAAACCAGCUUUCCACAAGUUUCUAGAGCAAAGUAUGCGUGAGAACAAGGAGAAGCAGGCUCUGGGUGAUCUGAUGAUAAAGCCUGUCCAGAGGAUCCCUCGUUAUGAGCUACUGGUUAAGGACCUGUUAAAGCAUACUUCAGAGGACCAUCCAGAUCAUCCGUUUCUGCUGGAUGCUCAGAGGGACAUCAAACGCCUGGCGGAGAGAAUCAAUAAGGGGCGGCGCUCUGCGGAGGAGGUGGAGCGAGAGACCAGGGUCAUGCAGGAGAUCGAGGCCCACAUAGAGGGGGUGGAGCAUAUCCUCAACCCUCAGAGGAAGUUUGUGAGACAGGAGAUGGUCAUGGAGGCGAAGACGGUGGGGGGUAAGAAGGACCGUUCUCUCUUCCUUUUCAGUGACUUGCUCAUCUGCACCACGCUCAAGAGGAAGUCUGGCUCCCUGCGACGCAGCUCAAUGAGCCUCUACUCUGCUGCCAGCGUGAUUGAUACCUCCAGCAAAUACAAGUUCCUCUGGAAACUUCCUUUAGAAGACAUAGAGAUGGUGAAAAACUCCUCCCAGGCAACUAACAGAGAGAGCAUCCAGAAGCUGAUUGGGCGGCUGGACGAGGACCUGAGUACACUGGGGCAGAUCAGCAAGCUGUCUGAGACGCUUAGCUUCCCACACCAGUCGCUAGACGACGUGAUCAAGGACCUGAUGGCGUCGGUGCACAGGGAGCUGGCAGAGAAGCAGUCGCUGGCCUUCAGCAUGACCUUCCUGCCCACCAAGCUGGAGCUGACCACCGCCUCGGCGGACGGCAGCUUCGUGUUCGAGUUCUCCUCUCCGGACAUGCGCUGCAGCUUCGAGCAGGCCUUCGAGGAGGCCAAGAAGAAGCUGGCAAUGAACAAGGACCAGUGGGACCCAGAGUUCUUGAAGGCUAUCCCCAUCAUGAAGACUCGGAGUGGGAUGCAGUUCUCAUGCGCGUCCCCCACCCACAGUUGUCCUGACAGCAGUUGCGAGGUGUGGGUGUGUAACAGUGAUGGCUACGUUGGUCAGGUGUGUCUGCUGAACAUCAAAGACGAGCCCACAGUGGAGGCCUGCAUCGCUGUCUGCUCAGCUAGGAUCAUCUGCAUAGCUGCUGUACCUGGGCUGAAGGGGAGGGAACGGGUAGCAGAGCCCUCCUCCUCCAUGCCCCACCCCCCGGCUGACUCCGCCCCCUCCCAGCAGCAGCUGCACAUCUCCAUCUCUCACUCGUCACUGGAGAUGGCUGAGCCCCCCUCAGGGGCGGGGCCAGAGCUGGUUCCAUUUGACAGUGACGACACGGAUGAUGAAGAUUCUCCUAGUCCCUCCUCUACUCUGCAGAGUCAAGCUAGCCACUCCACCAUAUCAUCUAGCUAUGGGAACGAGGAAGGCACCGGUUCGAAGGACAUGGCCACAGAGACCACCAGCAGCGAGGAGGAGCAGGAGUACCCGGUGGCCAGCUCCUACGGAGCUCCAGGGAGGCUAGGGGGAGGCGUGGUCGGCCGGGCCCACAGCGAGAGCCCCAUGGAUGGGAGAGCCAUGCGCCGAUCCUCCCGGGGCUCCUUCACCAGGGCCAGUCUGGAGGACCUGCUCAGCAUCGACCCCGAGGCCUACCAGAGCUCUGUUUGGCUGGGCACAGAGGACGGAUGUAUCCAUGUGUACCAGUCAUCAGACAACAUCCGCAACCGCAAGAACAGCAUGAAGAUGCAGCACUCGGCCUCCAUCCUGUGUAUUCUGUAUUUGGACAACAAAGUGUUUGUGUCUCUGGCCAACGGGGAAGUGAUCGUGUACCAGAGAGAAGCAGGUAGCUUCUGGGAUGCCCAGUCGUCCCAGACGUUGUGUCUGGGCACACCCAGUGGUCCUGUCACCAAGAUGGUGCCCGUGGGCGCUAGGCUGUGGUGUGGAUCCCAGAACCGCGUCCUCAUCAUCAACACCAGCUCUCUGGUUCAGGAGCACUGGUUCCAGGUGGGCUCAGACAGCAGCAGGUGUGUGACCUGCAUGGUGAGCUACGGCCAAGGCGUUUGGUUGGCGCUACAGGGCAGCGCCCAGGUCCGUCUCUACCACGCCCAGACCUGGGAGAGCCUCGUCGAGGUGGACGUGGCUCCCGCAGUGCAUAAGAUGCUCGCAGGCUCUGAUGCCAUCAUCAGGCAGCACAAGGCGGCCUGUCUGAGGAUCACUGCCCUGCUGGCCUGUAAGGACCUGCUAUGGAUCGGCACCAGCGCAGGGGUGGUCCUGACCCUGGCUAUCCCAGCAGUGAGCUUUGGUACUGGGGCAGGGACUCUGCGAUCCCCCCUGAUCCCCAUGGGCUCGGCGCACGGACACACGGGUCACGUACGGUUCCUCACCGCCAUAGAACUGCCUGAGGGCUUUGACGUCAACUUCCCCAAACCGCCCACAGAUGGCACAGGAAAUCCAUCCCAUAACGUUGAUGUUGACGCGAGCAACGGGGCCCUUAAGAGGAGGGAUUCUUCUCGCCGCCGAGCCUCUGCCCUCCUACCUGCGAAAACCAAUCAAUUGGUGAUCUCCGGGGGCGACGGUUAUGAGGACUUCCGUCUGACCAAUAGCAGCGAGACAGUGGGGCGGGAUGACAGCACAAACCACUUACUGCUGUGGAGGGUCUGAGCCAAUCAGACAUCCCAAGUUCAUGAAACCCCUCCCCCUCGACAGAAAAACCGCACACAAGCCCCGCCCUCCUUAUCCCUAAGCACCUCCCCCUUUUAUCUGAUUUCAUCGUUUGCUGGACCUCUUGAUGUAUAUAUGCAUGGGUGUCAGUCCCAUACUUGGAAUCUCGAGGGUCGCUUUAAACAACGUCCAUGUCCUAGUUAGUUUCUGGCAUGAUGAACUCUGUGCAUAUGUGUGUGUCGGUUUGUGUCUCUGAGUAGCGUGUGUUCGACAUGUUUGGCGUUGGAUGUAAAUCGGGGAAAAACCUAAAUGAUGGCUUACAAAGUGAGAAGACAUCCUGGAUGUACAAGACUUUGGACCCCAUGUGAUCACUCCAUGAGGAGGAGGAGGGAGGAGGAAAGGAGGGGGAGCGGUCUUUCAACCUUGACCUUUAAACAGACAGUUAACCAUGGGUCACAUCAAACUGAGAGGGGUGGACUGUGGUCUCUAACAGCUCUGAGAUCAGUUUAGGCUUUCUCCAGUCAUGUUGCUUCUGCUAGUGGGAUGUUACUGUGUCUGAUCCUGCACCAGUGGCUGGGUUCAACGCCUGCCAAACUUAGAGGAGUGUUAGACGGCUGAAAAAGAAAACAUCAACCAAUGUGCAAUAUAUGGCAAGGGUACCUACUAAGACUAUAUAAACACACACAUGAUACACACAUUUUGCUUGUUUGACAGAUCACAGCCAGUCUCCUCGUAGCAGGCAACCAAACACGCACACAUAAUUACACACACACACCUCUUUCUCACACUUUUUUUUUCUUUUUAUUUGUGUUUCUCGUCGUUUUAACAGUUAUUUUCUUAUUUAAUGAAAUUAAACAGCAUCCCACUACUGGAGUAAAAGUGUAUUAAAACCAUUCCUCUUUUAGAGCCUCUAGUUGAUCUCUAUGUACAGUAUUUAUGUUUUAGAUUUUAGCUUGCUCCUCUUACUGCACUUAAUUUAUAAAUGUUUCUUCUUUCUCUCCUCUUUGAGGUUUCAGAAAAAGGAACUCCCCAGUCUUCAAUGUAGAAUGAUUAACAAUAAUGUGUCGUUUUGGCUUGCAUCCUGAUAUAACAGUUUUACAGGAAACUGUCAGGAGGGCAGUGUAAGUUUGUGAGAGAGAGAGAGCGAGAGAGAGCGAGAGAGAGAGAGAGAGCGAGAGAGCGAGAGAGCGAGAGGGAGAGGGAGAGGGAGAGGGAGAGGGAGAGGGAGAGGGAUGUAAGCUAAGAUAUUACACAUUCCUGAAAUAGGCUAGAACCUAAACUGUCAUGUGUAGCCUCACACGCACGACAUCCUGCUCUACUCUUCUCCUUUUGCCCAACAGCCUGUAAGAUGAAGCUCUAAUAUGGCUUGCACAGAUCAGUUGACAUACUGACACACACUGACACAGAUACACAAGUAGUGAUUGGGUUUGAUCCCACAAGCUCAGAAACCAUCUGGGAACUUUGACGUUCAAAUGUUGUAGCAUGAGGCUAACUCUCCUACUGUGAGGUAAUGAGGGAGCUAAUGGCUAAUUACAAUACCUGGUCUUGUCAUGCCCGUCUGCUGCUAGCUGUGCCUCAGUGGAGGUGUGUUUAGUUGAACAGCCUGUGUUCCUGUUAAGUGCUCUCUUCUUUAUUCAGGUAUACAAUUAUUGUGUGUAUGUUCCAAUUCCAUUACCCGCAGACACUGUUGUGUCGGUCAUGUUUGGUGAACCGUGACAAGUUGUGGAUUUUUCAAACCAGAGAUUCUAAUAUCUGUUUUGCCUGCUCUCUAUAUCUCAAUGUCUCUCCAAAUCUUCUGUUUUCAAACUUCAUUGCUUUGGCACUCAAUUCUGGAUAUGAAGUAAACACUUAAAUGUUAGGUUUCAUGGUGGCUUUCAUGCUAAUUCAAUAAUGGCCUUAUACAGAAACUGAAUUCAGCAUAGCCUGCCGUAUUAUUGCCACUGUACUGCAGAUUGACAGUUUGUGCUAAGCCUUUACCAGGUGAAUUCACUCUUCAUGCAGUAACUCUUGUAAGUAACCUUUGCCCAUAUGUGAAAGAAGUCUUGAUUGUGUCAUGUAAAUAUUGCCUUUCUCUGUAAAUAGUGAGCCCACAGUCCUCAAUUGUUGAAAUGAAUCUAAUGGCAUAUUUUUAUAUACUUGUGUACGUAACCCCACCCACCCACCCGGCAUGCGCUGUCAGUCACAUUUAAAUUAUAAUUGUCACAGACAUUUCAAAAGAGAAGAAAAUGGCCUCGUCAUUUUCCAGCCGCUAUGGUUACUUCACAGUUCCUUCCUGUAUGUAGCUGUUUCUGUUUUGUCAAUGUGGGUUGCUCUUUGUAAUUAAAUCAGUUCACUGGU
This is a messenger RNA of Osmerus eperlanus (European smelt), 10883 nucleotides long. Its product is annotated as rho guanine nucleotide exchange factor 17-like. Bases 435 to 8546 code for a protein of 2703 amino acids. Lineage: Eukaryota; Metazoa; Chordata; Actinopteri; Osmeriformes; Osmeridae. The record is from RefSeq and is a predicted model, not a curated record. The transcript has 24 exons. Gene Ontology annotation, biological process: actin cytoskeleton organization. Gene Ontology annotation, molecular function: protein binding; guanyl-nucleotide exchange factor activity.